Molecule: messenger RNA, 4948 nt
Organism: Monopterus albus (swamp eel)
Lineage: Eukaryota; Metazoa; Chordata; Actinopteri; Synbranchiformes; Synbranchidae
Gene: jakmip2
Product: janus kinase and microtubule interacting protein 2
Exons: 23
Coding region: 287-2911 (874 amino acids)
Molecular function (GO): microtubule binding; kinase binding
Source: RefSeq, a predicted model, not a curated record
AGGGCGGGGCUCCCAGCAUCAUCACCACGGCCAUCGCUGCUUCAUUGUACGGGCUGCUGCUGAUGCUGAGAUCGUAGGGGGCGAUUUCCUUUUCUACAACAAGGAGGAUGCCAUGGACACGAUUUCGCACAGAUAGGACUCUGCACACAAUGAGGAUCCACUACUAGCCCUUUUGUCUGAAAGGAGAAUGAGGAAGAAGAGGACCUGGAAACCGCGGGAGAGCCUCGGAAAGUUAUUGUGAAGUCUCAAUGAAAGCAUUAGAAGAACCUCACUAGUACUUGACUCAAUGGCAAAGAAAGGGCGUACGAAGGGCGAGAAGCCCGAAGCGCUCAUCUCUGCCCUGCAGGCAGCCAAUGAAGAUCUCAGGUCCAAGCUGACUGACAUUCAGAUUGAGCUACACCAAGAAAAAUGCAAGGUGAACAAGCUGGAGCGUGACAAGGUGCAGCAGGUGAAGCGGGCACGAGAGCAGGAGCAGCACCGUCACACUGCCAUGUUAACAGAGCAGCGGGCCAAGUGGCACGAAGAAAAGCAAAAGGAGCUCCAGGCCCUCAGGGAGAACCUGACACGGCAACAUGAGCAGGAGCUGGCCCGCCACGCCAAAAUCAAAGACCAGGAGAACCAGAGGCUCAAAGCGGCACUGAGUGCCAUACGGGAUGGCAGCGGAGAGAAGGUGCGCACGGCACUGACCCUGGAGGCUAAAGAGGACGCACGUCGCUUCUUUGACCAGGAGAGAGUGAAGCUCCUACAGGAGAUAGCAGAGCUGAAGGCUGCUAAGAAACAGACCGACGAGGCUCUCAGCAACAUGAUCCAGAGCGACAAGAUGAAGGCUGGCGACCUGCGGGUGGAGCACCAGCAGCACCAGGAGCAGAUCUCCAAGAUCAAGUGGGACUGUGAGAGGGACAUCCGCAGACUGGUGGAUGAAAUUAAAUCUAAAGACAGAACCAUCUUCAGUCUGGAGAAGGAACUGGAGUCAACGGCGGGGUCCUUACAAAGGCUGCAGCUUCAGAAGGACGCACUGGAUGAACAACUGUUUCUGGCCAAGGAGGCGGAGUGUGGCCUGGGAAGCCCAAAACGAGAGAUUCCAGGCAGAGCUGGAGAUGGAGCAGAGCACUGUGGCAGCCCAGACCUGAGGAGAAAUCAGAGGCGCAUCGCUGAACUAAACUCAACAAUUCGCAAACUGGAGGACCGCAACUCGCUGCUGGUUGAUGAGAGAAAUGAGCUGCUGAAGCGAGUCAGGGAGUCGGAAAAGCAGUGCAAGCCCCUGCUGGACAAGAACAAACUGCUGAAUAAGAGGAAUGAUGACCUGACCCAGACUAUCCAGAAGCUGGAGGACAAACUCAAGAGCCUGGCCAAGGAGAACCUUGAGAUGAAGGAGAAGAUCAGCUCCCAUCCUCCGCUGAAGAAGCUCAAGUCUCUGAAUGAUCUGGACCAAGCCCACGAUGACCAGGAAAUAGCCUUUCUCAAGCUUCAAGUCCUUGAGCAGCAAAGCAUGAUCGACGAACUGACAAGAGACCGAGAAAAGCUACUACGAAAGAAAAGGCACAAAAGAAGUUCGAGGCCAAUAAAGAGGCACGUAGUAGUAGACACCUACUUUGGGUAUGACGAGGAGUCUAUGGACUCAGAAACGUCCUCAGUGGCUUCGUUCCGGAUGGACAGGACUCCUGCUACUCCUGAUGAAGACCUGAAUGAGGGUCUAGCCAAUGAGGAGUCGGAGCUGCGUUUCCGUCAGCUGACCAGGGAGUACCAGGCCUUACAGCGAGCCUAUGCCCUGCUGCAGGAACAGAAAGGAGGCAUACUGGAUGCUGAGAUGGAAGCCAAGGCUCAUGAGCAGCUCCAAGCAGACGUUCUCAGGUAUAAAGCCAAAAUAGAGGACUUGGAGAAGGAACUGACCAUGAAGGGGCAGGACUCCAAGUGGGUGGAGGACAAGCAGCUCUUCCUACGAAGGAAUCAGGAACUAUUGGAGAAGAUCGAAAAGAUGGAGUCAGAGUCCAGUCGGCUGCAGCAGGAGCUACAAGACUCCAAAGACCAGAACGAACUGUUAGAGUUUAGGAUACUGGAGCUAGAGGAGCGAGAGAGGAGGUCUCCUCCGUUCAGCCACCUGAGGAUGCAUCCCUUCUCCGAGGGAGUCAGUGCGCUGCAGAUCUACUGUAUGAAGGAGGGGGUCAAGGACGUGUGCAUACCGGAUCUCAUUAAACUUCUAGAUAUCCUGGGAGACAAUGGGAACUUAAGAAACGAGGAGCAAGUGGCCAUUAUUCAGGCCAGCACUGUUCUGUCGCUAGCAGAAAAGUGGAUUCAGCAGAUUGAAGGGACAGAGGCAGCACUGCACCAGAAGAUGAUGGACCUGGAGAUAGAGAUGGAGAUGUUCUGUAAACAGAAAGGAUACCUCGAAGAAGAGCUGGACUACAGAAAACAGGCCCUGGACCAGGCCUACAUGCAAAUCCAGGAGUUGGAAGCAACGCUAUACAACGCUCUGCAGCAGGACAAGGUGAUAAAGUACGGCGAGCCUCUGGAUGAGCUUCAGAGAGAUGAGCUGCGGACGGCGGUGGAAAAGCUGAGGAGGCAGAUGCUGAGGAAGAGUCGAGAGUAUGACUGUCAGAUCCUCCAGGAGAGGAUGGAGCUGCUGCACCAGGCGUAUCAGAGAAUUCGUGAUCUUGAAGACAAAACAGAAAUCCAGAGGAGGCAUAUUAAAGACCUGGAGGAAAAGGUGAUGUGUCAGCCCAGAGAUCUUGUUUGUGACUGCAGUGUUAUUUAUUUUCUGGACAAGCGUAGAACAGUGUGUGCAGCAGUGGCUGCUAUUGUCAUACAAUCUGUGACUGCUCUCAGUAUAAAAUGGACCUGUCAUGUGUUGGCCGUGGACAUUCACACCUCCAGAUUUUAUUCCUUUGUUUUGUUAUCGGUGGCGGGGUUCUAAAGAUUCUUCCCGGGAUGAUGUUUUUUAAAGCGGUGUUGGACGUUAAACCUUUCCCCAAACAGCUGGUGGUCCUAUAGCAGACUGCAAGAAUGAUGCAUAUUUAGAGAGACACUUACAACACAUGCAGACACACACAUAACUACUGCGAGCACUUACAGUUUACAGAUAAGCAUGCAGAAGCAUGCACAUGCAAACACACACAUGCUUUGACAAAUCCAAACCAAAGCCUGGGAAAUGUUCUCUCUGCCAUGCAGGGUAAUAAUAUGCCAUUCACCACCAUUUAGCCACAGUGGGAAUAUAAGCAGACAGAAAAUGAGGCACACACAGAUUCUUCUCGUUUCCUUUACUUUCCCAAACCGGAAGGACGUUCUUUGUAAAUGCAGCCUCGGUGAGUAGAAGUGAAUAAACUCAGGGCCCAUGAGUACAGAGGCCAUUUGACCAGUCCCGGUCUCAGGUCAGAUUAUAAUAAGGAACACUUGGGAUGUGGUGUCUCACCGGCUGUCCUGCCCUUGUUCUCAGAGUGGUGUUUACACAUACUGCUUGGACAGAACUACACUGCAGAGACUGUUGUGUACAGACACUAAAGCGGGAUACAGGACACUCAGGCUGACACGUCUUCACCGGACACACAGACUUGAGUGAAGAGAGAAGAAAUGAGAAAGAAAAGAUAACAGGGGCAGCGUGGCUUUUGGAUCCAGCUCCACUCGGCCUCGGAAACCUACGGAUUGUCAAACCACUUCUUAAUUUUUUUCUAAAGCCAGCAGACUGUAAGAGCUUUACUCUCUGGUUAUCUUUGUUUCACCUUUCUUUUUUUUUUUAAACAGCUCCCACCACUGAGAUAAUGUGUCCCAAGAUUUCCACUGAGAAAACAUCCCUCUUCUGUACUGUAAUAUAUACAUCUGUUGAUAUGUAUAUGUGUCUGAAUGAUUUCAUGUAGCCUCCCCUUUUAUUUCUGUGAAUAGUUGCACUUUUCUUUUACUCUCUGAAGCAGCUUGAACAGUUGAAUUACUUGGCAGUUUAUAAAUGAAUUUAAAAUGGUAUAAAUUGCUCUGGUUUAUUGUGGUGACAGCUGCAAAGAUGAGCUGUAGUUCCUUGAAAAUUAUAACUGAAAAAUUGUUGGAAUAUGAGUAAUGGACUAUUUGCCUCCCCUUUCCCUUUUCCCCACUACACUAUACUGGAUUUAUUACUCUGCUGUCUACGGCGUGUUGCUCUGGUUGACCAGGUUUCAGCAACUUUCACUUUGUCCUUUAAUGUUACAUGAUCUUUUAACAGACUUGUAAAUAUUUUCAGAACAUCUUGCAAAUUAUCUUCACAACUCUGGUUGGACAAUUGCUCAGUUCAAAUAAUGCUCCACAAAAAAAUGGACCAAAGCUAAAUUCAUCAGUUAAAUUCUGUAAAAUGAUUAUAAAGAAUCACGGUUACUUUGUUUCUCUGUCCCAGGAAUACUGCAGCUUCUCUCUCCACCCCCAAAAUGUGUUUGAUAGCAACACCUUUCUUUCAGGUGUCCACUUCGCCAAAGUGACACAGGAGAAAGCGAAUGCAAUACUGCACCUUUCAAGCCAACUCCCCAGUCCUGCAAUAUUUAUGAGUUGACCGUGCUUAUGUAUCUGAUGUAGAGUAUCCGCCAUCAUGACAGGCUCCACUCACGAGUGUACGGUCGCCCCUCUGGCAUCCCAUUACUUAGCCAACAGCGACUAUGACUCCGUUCACUCUAACUGACCGAGGGGAAGAACUGAGACUAUUUUUGUGCAAACUCAGCUAACUAGCAGUUGCCUUAAAUUAACUUUCCCCCCUUUUCUCCCUUAUAUGUUCCUUUUUAACAAUUUUUUUUUUCAGGCAGUUUAUAUUAUCAUGUAAUGUAAUAUAUUUUUGUUUUUAUUUCCCAGAGGAAUUUUUUUUAUCUUUACCCCGCCUGUCUUCCCACGAGAAUUUAACCCCUCCUCCUACUUUCCUCUAGAUUUUUAAAUAAUACUUUAAACAGGAGUUAUGCUGUAAAAAAAAAAAGUAAAUAAAACACUCAUGGCCUUUGAGCAUGAA